ACAUCAGCAGCAGGACAAACGCAUGCGACUGUUUUUUAGACGUUUUGAAACGUUUGGCCUUCCACACAGCUAAUCUCCUACAGAAAACAAAAAAAAAAACGCGUGUAACAUUAACUGAGAACAUUGACCAAGCAGAAUUACUGCUCCAGUGCACGACGAGCAUCUACUCGACUUUUUUAGAAAAAUGGAUAUGUGUACUUCUACAGGAACUGGACACCAUGACGGCAGAGGAGACAAUUAACAUCAAGGAAGCAGAGAUCAUCAAGCUCAUCCUGGAUUUCCUCAACUGCCGAAAACUGCACAUCAGUAUGCUAGCCCUGGAGAAGGAGAGCGGUGUUAUUAAUGGUCUCUAUUCGGAUGAUAUGCUCUUCCUCAGGCAACUGAUCUUAGAUGGCCAGUGGGAUGAGGUUCUUCAGUUUAUUCAGCCACUGGAAAGUCUGGAAAAAUUUGACAGAAAAAGGUUUCGUUACAUAAUUCUGAAACAGAAGUUCCUGGAAGCACUGUGUGUGAAUAAUGCCAUGUCUGCAUUAGAUGAGCCUCAAAAUAUUGAGCUAACAAUGCAAGAGGCAGUAAAGUGUCUGAAUGCUCUGGAGGAGUUAAGCCCAUCCAAAGAGGCCUAUAGUAAACUGUGCCUGCUGCUGACGCUUCCUCAGCUCACGCACCACGCUGAGUUCAAGGACUGGAACCCGAGUACAGCACGUGUGCGCUGCUUUGAGGAGACAUGUUCUUUAGUGGCUGAGUUCAUUCCUGCUGACCGCAAGCUCAGCGAGGCCGGCUUUCGGGCUGGCUCAGACCGCCUCUUCCAGCUGCUUGUUAAGGGUGUGUUGUAUGAAUGUUGUGUGGAGUUCUGCCAGAGCAAGGCGACAGGGGAGGAGAUCGGCGAGGCAGAGGUUCUGCUGGGUAUUGAUGUGCUAUGUGGCAACGGCUGUGAUGAACCUGACCUGAGCCUGAUCUCUUGGUUGCGCAACCUUGCGCCUGCUACCUUUACAUGCCCCUUUGAGCAGAAGAUGCUCAAUGUCCACGUGGACCAGCUGGUGAAACCGACACGUACAGCCCACACUGAUCUGCUUGUGCCGCUUCUUGCUAAGUUUUCACCUUCCCCGGCCUCACCGCUGAGACGCCCUCAGUCAGCUGAAGCAUAUGUAUCACGUUCACUCAACCCGGCACUAGAUGGUCUGUCCUAUGGCCUGGUUGGUAGGGAGAGGAAAGUCACAGAGGGUGAUGGAAAACAGGCUGCUCCAAUGUCACACUCUUUUGCUAACUUUGGUUUAAACAGCAGCCACAAUGUAGUGGACAAUAACAUAUUUAUGGAGACACCAGAGAGCAGUUCGAGGUCACACACACAAGAAGAAAAAUUGAACCCUUCAGUAGAGCCUAACACACUCAGUCCCACUCAACCCCCUAAAAACGAUGGAGAACUUCCUGCUUCAGUUAAGAUGACAGAGGAGCAGCUGCAGGAGUUCCAGCGUCAGCGACUGCGUGUGCAGCAUCACUUGGAGCAGAAGCAGCAGCAUAUGCAGCUCUACCAGCAGAUGUUGCUAGAGGGAGGAGUGCAGCAAGCCAGUCAGCCCUCAGGUGCCAGCCAGCAGAACCUCACACAGACCUUCCUCAGCAGAUCCAUCCAAAAGCUGGAGGAGCUGAAUGUAGGGAUGGAAGACCUGGGGGAGAACAUGCAAGCCUUGGCUCAACAGUGUAACAGCUCACAGACUGAAGCGCAGCACAUGCAUACACCAGAGUCUGAUGGAACAGGCAAAAACAAAACUGGUGUUACGAGCAGCACUCCUCAGCGAGCAGGCAAUCGGGGAAUGCCUUCAUUAGACGAGUCUCCGGUGCUGGUCAGCCGGAGUGUGUUUCAGGAAGACAAACCCAAGUCCCCAUUCAUAUCCGUGCACAUACUGGAGGAUACACAAGCUGUGCGAGCCGUCGCAUUUCAUCCUUCUGGAAUGCUCUAUGCUGUCGGCUCAAAUUCCAAAACUUUGCGCGUGUGCAUGUACCCACAGGACCUUAGUGCCAGUGCAGAAAGUCCAGUGAGGCAGCCUGAAGUCUGCUUCAAACGCAACAAACACCACAAAGGCUCCAUCUACUGUGUGGCCUGGAGUCCAUGUGGCCAGCUUCUUGCUACAGGCUCCAACGACAAAUAUGUCAAAGUCCUACCUUUCAAUGCUGAGACCUUCAACGCUACAGGGCCAGAUCUGGAGUUUAGCAUGCAUGAUGGGACCAUUCGUGACCUGGCAUUCAUGGAGGGUCCAGAGAGUGGUGGAGCUAUCCUUAUUAGUGCAGGAGCAGGAGACUGCAACAUCUACACCACCGACUGCCACAGAGGACUAGGCCUACAUGCACUCAGUGGGCAUACAGGGCACAUCCUCUCCCUCUAUACAUGGUGCAGUUGGAUGGUGGCAUCUGGUUCUCAGGAUGAAACCGUGCGUUUCUGGGACCUGCGUGUGCCCAGCUGUGUAAAAGUGGUCAGGAGUGGCCUGCAUGGACCUGGAAGUGCAGUGGCCUCUGUGGCAGUGGACCCGACGGGACGCCUCCUGGCUGCAGGGUUAGAGGACAGCCACUGUAUGCUCUACGACAUCAGAGGGGGUCGAACAGUUCAGGUGUACAACCCCCACACCAGCGACAUUCGCUCUGUUCGUUUCUCUCCUGGAGCUCACUACCUACUCACCGGCUCCUACGACAGCAAAGUCAUGAUUACUGAUCUACAAGGAGACCUAACAAAGCCACUGCCUGUAAUGGUGGCCGGUGAACACAAGGACAAGGUGAUUCAAUGCCGGUGGCACACAAGAGACAGUUCCUUCCUGUCUUCUUCCGCAGACAAGACUGUCACACUGUGGGCACAUCAACCAUAAUCUUCUCUCAGAACUCAGAGAAAAAGCACAAAGAAAUUAGUUCCAUGUAAUUCUUUAUAAACUGACAUAAUUCAUGCAAAAGAACUUUAUAUUAUUUUUAAUUUAUAAUUUAAACUUUUCAUAAAAUAAGACCUGCAUGUUAGCUGCUAAGUAAAACAUUUCAACUGAGCCAACUAAUAAAAAUGCUGAAUGUUUAUUUAACAAACUACAGAGCUAUCAUUUGUGCCAUUUCAGCUAUAUAGAAAUUGAUUCUGAAUGUCUAAACUGUUUUCUGCCUUCAGUUGGGUAAUCCAUAGGUAGGUUUAAAGAAUGUUAUAGUAUCUCCUGGUAUGAAAUUGGGCUAAAUAGUCCUAAAAAGCUACUGCUUCUCACAUACAUUUACCAUCCACAUUAUUAGGAACACAUGUACACAUGCACAUUCAUGCCAAUACUGUGGCAGCAGCACAGUGCAUUAAAUCAGGCAUGUACAGGUCAAGAAAUUAAAGUUCACAUCAAACAUCAGAAAGGGGAAAAAAAUGUAUGAUCUCUGUAAUAUGAUUGCUGCUGCCAGAUGAGCUGGUUUGAGUUUUUCAGAAACUUCUGGGAUUUUCACACAUGCUUGUCUUUAUAGUUUACACAGAAUGAUGCAAAAACACAGAAAACUUUGAGGGAGCAACAGCUCCAUGGUUAACUUGAUUAUAUGAGAGGGAAAUGGCCAGAUUGGCUUGAGCAGCCAGGAACAAUAUAGUAACUCAUAUAAUCACUAUUUACAACUAUGGUGAGGAGAAAAGCUGCUCAGCAUUUUCAAAACAUGGAACCUUGAGGUGGUUAGGCUAAUAAAGCAGAAGACCAUAUUGGGUUCACUCCUGUCAACUAAGAAGCCGAAUCUGAGGCCUGCAGAUCCUACUCUAACAAGAUUUUUUUUCUUUUUAAAACACCAUUAUGUGUAAUUCUGUCCAGCUCAUCUGGCGCAGUUACCAAUUUACACAGUUACACAUCCUAAUGUUUGAUGUCAGCCUUAACUGAAGCUCUUGUUCUGUAUCUGCAUGAAUUCAUGCAUUGCACUGCUGCUAAAUAAUUGAAUGACUGGAUAAUUGCCUGAAUGUAUAGGUGUUCCUAAUGAUGCACACAGUGAGUGUAAUGCAGUAGAAUUAGUCUAAUAAAUAUUUAGCAUGAUGCAGAUAUUGAUUUUAGCUCUAGCUCUUCAAAGAGCAGAUUUAACACAAACCUUUUGGCAUGUGUGUUCAAAUAAAAUGUGAAAAUGUAUCAUACUGUGUGAAUGUUUAACGUAUUAAUAUAAAAAACUUCAUACUUUUGUUCACUCUAUUUGCACUUUAUGACUGCUGUGAAGCACCUUGUACUAAAUGUGCUUGAAAUGUGCAUUUGUUCCUUGAAGCCAAGCUUUAAAAACUGACAAUAUUAAAUAUACCAUU
Messenger RNA from Hemibagrus wyckioides, 4261 nucleotides. RefSeq names its product WD repeat domain 47b (gene wdr47b). The transcript is spliced from 14 exons. NCBI's taxonomy places the organism in Eukaryota, Metazoa, Chordata, Actinopteri, Siluriformes, Bagridae. The record is from RefSeq and is a predicted model, not a curated record. The coding region runs from base 219 to 2849 and encodes 876 amino acids. Gene Ontology annotation, molecular function: protein binding.